GCGCGGUGUCAGCGAGGACCAGGCUCCGGACGAACAGGCGCCCCUCUGUGUCAGGCAGAACAGUCACGCCUUGUGUCUGUGACAUGUUUGUCCAUCUUCUCGGUGCAGGAGCUGACACUUCUUUCUCAGAGGCCCGGGUCGUGACUAGCAGCGGGCACCAGGCCUGUUGUUUUCUGCAGGUGCCCCCUGGACCUGGACCCUUGGCCCUUUAUCUGCAGGGGGGGCUCAGUCUGACUAAACAGAGGGCUGGCUAAUGAUUCACAGCCUUAACCCCCUCACUGCUGAAGCACAUGCCGCUGACCGGCUGAGCCCUGGAUCAUCACCCUCGUGGUAAUCUCAUAAUCUCAUGAAAGGGUUACAGGCGGGGUCACGCCACAUCAUGGCCGGACGAAGGAUGGGGAUCACUCAGCCGACCCUCACCGCAGCCCUACUUACCUGCAUUAUACCAACAGCAGUAAUCUCACACAUUACACCUCCCGUCCUCCAUAACUGCGCCGUUUUCCAGACAUCAGGGAUUUUCCAGGAUAAUAACCUCCAGGCGCAGUUCCUGCUCUUCACCCCCAGGAACCCAACAUGUGCUGAGCUCAUCCAGGUCAACGAGACGCAGAGCAUCGAGAACUCGGCCUUCAAUGCGACCCUGGACACCAAGGUCCUCAUUCAUGGCUUCAGGGCUUUGGGCACGAAGCCAUCUUGGACCGACAAUAUGGUGGACUCUCUGCUCGCUGCUGGGGCGGUUAACGUGGUGGUGGUGGACUGGGUGUGUGGUGCCACAGCUAAAUAUAACCAAGCAGUUGAAAACGUGCCAAGACUGAGCUGGGAGGUGGUGGCACUCAUCAAUCGCCUUCGGGAAUUGGGGUCUACAGAGGGGUCUUUUCACUUGAUCGGAGUUUCCCUGGGCGCUCAUGUUGCCGGCUACGUAGGACAUCACUUUGGUGGCCGCAUUGGAAGGAUCACAGGUCUGGAUCCUGCUUCUUACAAGUUCACACACAUCGGCCCGGAGGAGAGGCUGGACCCAAGCGACGCCAUGUUUGUGGAGGCCGUGCACACGGACACAGACAACUUUGGUAUCCGCAUCCUUGUGGGACAUGUUGAUUACUUUAUCAAUGGCGGCCGGGACCAGCCAGGAUGUCCACCCUUACGAAAGCUGUACGAGUACAUGAUCUGUGAUCACAUGAGAUCGGUCACCAUCUUCAUCAAUGCAUUGCGGGGGAUCUGCUCAUACGUUGGAUUCCCUUGCUCAAGCUACCAGACGUUCCAAGAGGGUCACUGUGUGGAUUGUCAGACGUCUGAGAUGUCCUCCUGCCCUCAUAUAGGAAUGAAUAACCUCCCGAUUCCUCCAGAGGUUGUACACAGCACCGCCAUCCCCGGGGCGGAGAACUCCACCUCCGCAGAAGGUAACGAGAGGAGGUACUCCACCCCCGAAGUCAGCCAAGUCCCAGUGUUCCUGCUGACAACAAAGGGGGAGCCGUACUGUGCUCAUCACAUUUUACUGGAGUUUAUUCUGACGGAACCAAAAGAGAACAAAAUCACCAUAGAGGUCCAACUGAUCAGCACCAAGGAGGGCACCAGCCAAACAAAGAUCACAGUGCCCAAGCACACCCUGAACGGUCGGGGCCUGGCCGGCCACGGGACGCCCCUCUGCCGAGUUGACAUGGUGGUCGUGCGCUCCAGCAGCUCAUGGUUAAGAAGAAGAAAAGAGUUCAGCGGGACGCUGUGCCUGGCGGAGCUGCCCAUGGGCGGCAGGCAGAUGGUUUGUUUGCCGACGUUCGCGGACGGAGGACGUCAGACCCUGAAUUUAGCUGAGAGCAGAAGCCGCCUCUGCCAGUGACCGACCACCCCCUGACCACCUACCUGCUGUACAUAGACCAGGAGACACCGGCGAGGAGGUGACGUCUGUACAGGGCCGGUCAUCGUGUCACCAGUGAGGACAGAUUUCUAGCUGUCAGUGAGUGGAAACAUUAUUUCCUUGCCACUUGCCUUGUACUUCUCACAGCUGAGGUUUGUUACAAUAGAAUCUGGUCUGGAGAAUCCUUUCCAGAUUGAUCCAUUUUCCUUCCACUGAUACUCACAGCAAGCUGAAUGCAUAACAGACUUGGUGUUUCAGACCUGCUUGCUGUCUGUGAAUGAAAAUAUUCGUAUCUUCAUCCAGAGACUGAGAACAGGUCUCGACCUCAUACAUCUCACAGCUGAGGGUUUGUUACAAUGUACUCUGUCUGGACCACGCUACGUCAGCAGCACAGAUCUCACUCCUCUCCUGAUAGUUUGUUACAAUGUAUCAGGCUGGAGUCCAGGCUUUUCUUCCCUAGUCUGGAUACAAUUGCAACAAACCCUCAGCUGCGAGACGUAUUAGGCAUGGAUUGUGUUCCUAUUCUCUCUCAGCAAGCAGAGGUCUUGAAAAUGUUGAGGAAAGGAAACACAAACUGACAAAGUUCCACUUUUUACCAAAUGCUUUGUGUCAUUUUAAUAAAGUUUAUUCGUAUUGUAAA
Molecule: messenger RNA, 2486 nt
Organism: Bufo bufo (common toad)
Lineage: Eukaryota; Metazoa; Chordata; Amphibia; Anura; Bufonidae
Gene: PLA1A
Product: phospholipase A1 member A
Exons: 11
Coding region: 347-1828 (493 amino acids)
Biological process (GO): lipid metabolic process
Molecular function (GO): lipase activity
Source: RefSeq, a predicted model, not a curated record